Messenger RNA from Kwoniella shivajii, 3993 nucleotides. RefSeq lists its product as uncharacterized. Gene Ontology annotation, biological process: glutathione metabolic process. The coding region runs from base 1 to 3993 and encodes 1330 amino acids. The transcript has 14 exons. Gene Ontology annotation, molecular function: 5-oxoprolinase (ATP-hydrolyzing) activity. NCBI's taxonomy places the organism in Eukaryota, Fungi, Basidiomycota, Tremellomycetes, Tremellales, Cryptococcaceae. The record is from RefSeq and is a predicted model, not a curated record. Gene Ontology annotation, cellular component: cytosol.
AUGGCUAUCUCACCGGUAGUUACCCCGCAACGUGAAGGUGUCAGAGUAGCCAUUGAUAGGGGAGGGACAUUUUGUGAUGUUUGGGCUUUCAUACCAUCUCACCUUUACACUCCACCCAUUCCUCUCGAGCUUCUUGGCAACGCCGAUAUCAUCACCGGAGACCAAGUUGACCAGGGUGUGCAGGUUACGUUCAAGCUUCUUAGUGUAGAUCCAGCGAAUUAUGAUGAUGCGCCCAGCGAAGGUAUCAGAAGGCUAUUGCAGAUAGUGAAGAAGGAGAAGGUGUUGAAAGGAGAGGUAUAUGAUACUUCUUUGAUAGAGUCAGUCAGAAUGGGUACAACGGUUGCUACCAAUGCAUUGUUAGAGAAAAAAGGUGAACCGUUCGGUCUGGUUCUGACACAGGGGUUCAAGGACAUGCUUGAAAUCGGAGAUCAGACUCGACCCGACUUGUUCGACUUGUCAAUAUCCGGAAAGGUGAAGAUGCUAUAUAAGCCUGAAGAUGUGGUACAAGCUGGAGAGCGAGUGACGCUUGAGGGAUGGUCAUUAGAUCAAAGCGCACCUAGUGCUGAUGAGUUGAUCGAACGUGCAAAAGCAGUAGGAGAUGAAGCGGUAGUCAUGGGAGUUAGUGGGGAAGCUGUCAGAAUACUUAAACCACUUGACGUCGAGAAGGUAGAGCGGGAUCUGAAAGCUUUGUUCGAUAGAGGUUUGCGUGCUGUAGCUAUCUGCCUGUUACAUUCAUAUACAUUCCCCCAACAUGAGCGAAAGAUUGGAGAGAUUGCGCGUCAAAUAGGGUUUACUCAAGUCUCGCUCUCGUCUGAUCUUUCACCCGCGAUAAAAGUCCUUCCAAGAGGUAACUCUGCUGCGAUAGACGCGUACCUGUCACCGAUAUUGAGGGCCUAUGUAGACGGAUUCAAUAGUCAUUUUGCUGGGAAGAAAGCUGGAAAGAGGAGCGAGUUUAUGAAGUCCGAUGGUGGACUGGUAUCUUCUGGAAAAUUCUCUGGACUGCGAGCUGUACUAUCAGGUCCAGCUGGUGGAUUCGUCGGUUCCGCUCUGACCGCAUAUAGUCAAACUCGUGGUCGACCUGUAGUGGGCUUUGACAUGGGAGGAACUUCAACGGACGUCUCUCGAUUCUCAGGAGAAUUCGAACUCACCUUCGAGAGCGUUGUGGCGGGCGUGCCGAUUGCAUGUCCUCAACUUUCCAUAGAGACAGUCGCUGCUGGCGGUGGAUCGAAAUUGACAUACAAAAACGGGAUGUUUGUUGUUGGGCCUGAAAGUGUUGGUGCUCACCCUGGUCCUGCUUGUUAUCGAAAAGGUGGAGAGCUAGCCAUUACGGAUGCAAACCUGGUCCUUGGACGUCUCAUUCCCUCUCAAUUCCCGCGGAUCUUUGGACCGAAUGCGGAUGAACCAUUAGAUGUGGAAGCAUCGAAGACUAAAUUCAGCAUACUUACCAGAGAAAUCAAUGCUUCGAGACCCGAUAAGAUGCCUUACACAGUCCAUGAGGUAGCUGCUGGCUUCAUCAAAGUGGCGAACGAAGGUAUGAGUAGACCCAUGAGACAGAUCACCGAACAGCGAGGAUUUGCCAUGUCCUCCCAUGAUUUAUGCUGUUUUGGCGGCGCUGGCGGUCAACACGCAUGUGCUAUAGCGGCAGGUCUAGGUAUAGAGACCGUGGUAGUUCCUCGAUUUUCCUCAAUCCUAUCGGCAUACGGUAUCGCUUGCGCUUCGCUUUCUGCCGAGGGAGCUUUACCUCUGACUGCUGAGGUGGUGGACGACUUUCAGUCAUCCAGAACAUACGUUGAAGCUGCGAAACGGAUACAAACACUCAAGCAAGAUGUUCUCAGGCAACUUCAGGAACAAGGUGCAAACGAGAGCGAGGUCGCUUUCACCGUGACUAUAGCAGCACAAUAUGACGGAGCCGAUACCAUACUCCAAAUCCCUUUCAGUCCUUCUCUCAAAUCGGACUUCAUCGAAGCACAUUUGAGAGAAACUUCGUUCUCAUCCAAUAGAAAAGUCCUUAUGUCAAAUAUCCGUGUUCGAGGCGAGGGCAAGACCUUCAAUGUUUCACCGACAGAUUAUGCAACUGGCUUAAAAGAGGCACAAUCUGUAUCGUUACCACCUACCAAGGCCUCAGCGCACAACAUCGCUUACUUCGACACAGCAUCAGGAGUCAAGGAGAUUCAGACACCCAUCUACAUUCUUAGUCACAUACCUGUCAACAGUCAGAUCAGUGGUCCAGCUAUCAUUGUUGAUUCCACUCAAACAAUCGUUGUGGAACCUUCAGCUCGAGCGACUAUUCUCAAGGAGCAUGUCAUUUUACGUCUGAAUGAUGCCGAAAGCGAAAAGAAUGAAACUCAAGAAGAGCUUUCGACGGAUCCUAUCAUGUUGGCGGUCUUUGCAAACAGGUUCAUGUCAAUAGCUGAACAAAUGGGUCAUACCCUUCAGAGAACUUCUGUAUCCGUAUCAAUCAAGGAGCGGCUGGACUUCUCGUGUUCAAUCCACGGCACAGACGGAGCUCUUGUAGCAAAUGCUCCCCAUAUUCCCGUUCAUCUCGGAAGUAUGCAAUAUGCCGUUCAAGCUCAACAUAACCACUGGCUUGGUAGGCUGCGACCCGGAGAUGUGCUCUUGACAAAUCAUCCUCAAUGGGGUGGCACACAUUUGCCGGAUCUAACAACUGUGACCCCAGUAUUUGAGCCUGGAAAUGAUACCAAAGUAUUGUUCUAUGUUGCAAGUCGGGGUCAUCACAGUGAUAUAGGUGGGACAGGUGUCACGUCGAUGAACCCAAUCGCGAAAGAGCUCUGGGAAGAAGGUGUGGUCAUCGACACUUUCAAACUUGUGUCCCAAGGCCAAUUCAACGAAGCUGGUGUUCGAGAGUUGUUCGCCAAAGUAGCUGAAAGACCUGGAUGUAGUGCUACACGUCGUAUCGACCACAAUAUCACAGAUCUUCAAGCAGCUAUAUCAGCGAACGUAAGGGGGAUCAGGCUUGUUCAUAAAUUGUUUGAGGAAUUUGGAACCAAGACUGUACUAUUCUACAUGAAGGAGAUACAAGUAGUCGCUAGAGAAACGAUCAGAGAGUUCCUAAGGACGACAUUUGACAAAUUUGGUGGUAAACCAUUGAAAGCAAGUGACUAUAUGGACGACGGUACAGAGAUCAAGCUUGAAGUACGAAUAGAUCGAGAAGAGGGAACUGCCGUCUUCGAUUGGAAUGGAACUGGUCCACAAGUGUUGGGUAAUUGCAACAUGCCUGUUGCACUCACAUACGCCGCUAUUAUCUACUGUCUACGAUCGAUGAUCAGUCCGGAGAUUCCCAUGCCCCUCAACCAGGGUGUUCUCGACCCGAUCGAGAACAUUGUUCCCGUCGGUUCGUAUAUCAACCCCACUGGAGUAGUAGCUAUAUCUGGAUCUACCAUUGCUUGCCAGAGAUUGGUAGAUAUCAUCUUGCAAGCUUUCAAAGCUGCUGCUUGUUCUCAAGGAUGUGCUUCUUCCACGGGGUUCGGAUCCGGUGGCAAAGACGCUUCUGGUAAAGUGACACCUGGAUUCUCAUAUGGUGAAUCCCUUGGGGGUGGCAGUGGUGCCGGUCCAUCUUGGAACGGUUCAAGUUGUGUGCAUGUUCACUGUACCAACACCAAACUCACUGAUACGGAAAUUUUUGAGCAACGAUGUCCGAUGUUACUGGUAGAGUCUGCAGUCCGACGGGGUUCUGGAGGUCAAGGUAGAUAUAGGGGUGGGGACGGUAUGUCCAAGCUGUUCGAAGCUCGUAUGCCCUUGAAUUUCUCCAUUGUCUCUCAAAGACGAGUCUUCCAUCCUCGAGGGCUGGAAGGAGGACAAGAUGGAGCCAGGGGCAAAAAUACUGUAUACCGAUCGAAUCGGAGUGUUGGAGUCGAAGAAGACGGAUUCACAGAAAUCGGAGUUGGUAGCAACGGUAUUGCCAAGUUAGGAACAGGAGACAGGGUAAAGAUAGAAACACCCGGAGGCGGUGGAUGGGGUUCAUCUGAUCUGUAA